Molecule: messenger RNA, 1121 nt
Organism: Ipomoea triloba (trilobed morning glory)
Lineage: Eukaryota; Viridiplantae; Streptophyta; Magnoliopsida; Solanales; Convolvulaceae
Product: cytokinin riboside 5'-monophosphate phosphoribohydrolase LOG8-like
Exons: 7
Coding region: 204-848 (214 amino acids)
Biological process (GO): cytokinin biosynthetic process
Cellular component (GO): cytosol; nucleus
Molecular function (GO): hydrolase activity, hydrolyzing N-glycosyl compounds
Source: RefSeq, a predicted model, not a curated record
UGAUGAUUUCGACUGUUUUCUUCAUCACUUCAGGCGAUACCCAGAUUCCCUGUUGUUUUUCCUGUCUUGUUUGACUCCUUUUUCAAUAAAUUUUCUCUCUUUACACACAUUAAGAAGUGGGUUUAAGAUAAAUUUGAGGUUCUUGAUCGUUUUAGCACUUAUAUUGGGACAUUUGAAUUGGUAGGGGUUUGCGACCUGUAUGAAUGGAAACCAAUAGUAGCAGCAAAUUCAAGAAAAUUUGUGUUUUCUGUGGAAGCAACCCAGGCCACAGAAAAGUCUUCAGUGAUGCUGCUCUUGAGUUGGGGAAUGAACUGGUACUGAGGAAGAUGGACUUGGUCUAUGGAGGUGGAAGUGUUGGUUUGAUGGGGUUGAUAGCCCAGAGAGUCUAUGAUGGAGGCUGCCAUGUUUUUGGGGUGAUUCCAAAAGCACUUGUGCCGAUUGAGAUAUCUGGAGAAAGCGUUGGCGAUGUUAAAAUUGUUCCUGACAUGCACGAGCGUAAGGCUGAAAUGGCUCGACAGGCUGAUGCUUUUAUUGCACUUCCUGGUGGAUAUGGUACCAUGGAAGAGUUACUCGAAAUGAUAACAUGGGCACAACUUGGAAUUCACAAGAAACCGGUUGGCUUGCUCAAUGUUGACGGGUACUACAAUUCUUUGCUGACAUUAUUUGACAAUGGCGUGGAGGAAGGUUUCAUAAAGCCAGGUGCUCGGCACAUCGUGGUCUCUGCUCCCACUGCCCGAGAGCUCUUAAACAAGAUGGAGCAAUACACUCCCUCACAUGACCAUGUCGCGCCUUAUGAAAGCUGGGAGAUGGAGCAACUAACUAAUUAUUCGCGGGAACAAAGCCCAUAGUGAAAUUCGUGCACAGGUUAGGCCUACAAGUACAAUCCUGUUUCGCCUUGUUAAGUCAUGGAUGAGAAUCAUUUCAGGUUGGACCACAAUAUAAUGGCAUUACUGUUUUGCCCCACCUUCUGUGAUUGAUGCAGUCAGUGGUCAAUCAAUGAACUCUUAUAGUCCUUUUAGCUGUUAGAAACUUUGAUACUUGCUCGAAACACGCAGAGUUUUUCAAAUAACAGUAACAACUGAAUUUGUUUUUGCCAAAAUACAAAUUCCUUGUUGACACCA